Panicum virgatum (switchgrass) is the source of this 1407-nucleotide messenger RNA. Its product is annotated as translation initiation factor IF-2-like. Bases 1 to 1371 code for a protein of 456 amino acids. Lineage: Eukaryota; Viridiplantae; Streptophyta; Magnoliopsida; Poales; Poaceae. The transcript has 3 exons. The record is from RefSeq and is a predicted model, not a curated record.
AUGGCGGCUCGGGGCGGGACGGCGCGAGCUCGAACAGGGGCGGCGGCGGUGGAGGCCCGCGGCGGGGCGACCUUCGCGCGGCCCGGCGUGCGGACCGAGCUCGCGCGGCUCGGCGAGCAGGGGCGGCCGCGGUGGUGCGGCGAGCGGGGCGGACGCAGCGAGGCCGCGGGACGCCGACGCGAGUUGAGCAUGAGCAUGACCACGCGGAUGCCGCCGGGUAAAAGAUCCCGGCCAUGGGCGGACCUCCCGACGGAGCUGGUGGACGCCGUGGUGGCCCGCCUCGACGUCCUCAGCGCGGCGCGGCUCGCCGCCGUCCGCGCGCCGUGGGCCCGGACGGUCGCCGCCGCGAAGCCCUCCCUGCCCUUCGGGACGACUCGUCAACCUCUACACCGGCGGCCGGGUCGACCUGCCGGCCGUGUCCACCAUCCCCGGCGUCGAGCCCGCCGGCUACCACUGCAAGGUCCGUCACCACGCGACGCCGCACUGCUCGUACACGUACACGUUCCGCAAGAUCGUGGUGCGCGACACGCCGCCGGCGGCGUCGGGCGCCGGAGAUUACCUGGCGGUUGCGAUCGUCACGAGCCUGAUCCUGGCCGUCGCGCGGGGCGGCCACCGGAGCUGGACGGCGCUGAAGAACCACCGCGACCUCAUGGCCGGCUACGACGACGCCAUCGUGCACGGCGGCAGGGGCUUCGCCGUCGACGUCACGGGCUGCGCCGUCGACGUCACGGGCUGCGCCGUCGACGUCACGGGCUGCGCCGUCGACGUCACGGGCAGGGUCUUCGCCUGGGACCUGCCGCGCGCCGCCGGCUCGCGCCCGGACCCGGAGCGCUUGCCGGCGGCGCCGGGGCCACGUCCUACGGCGAGUCGGUGUACCAGUGGAACCUGGCGGAAUCGGCGGACGGCCGCCGCCUCGUCCUCGCCUGCACGCACGGCAGGUACGCCUGGCACGAGAAGCGCGGCCGCGACGGCUCCACCAAAACCGUGCACCGGUUCCACGGCGACGGCGUCCGCCUGCACGAGCUCGACGUCGACGACGAUGCUGCCGGCGGUGACGGGCGGCGGCGCUGGCGCCCAGUCACCAGCCUCGGCGGCCGCGCACUGUUCCUCGGCGCCAACUGGCCGCUCUGGGCGGCCGUGACCGUGAGCCGCGGGCCGCCGGGGCAGGUUGCUCGACCCAACUGCGUUUAUGUCGCGCCGGCCGUGCUGUUCGGGUACCAGGACGAGGACUUCGACGUGGUCGUGCACGAUUUGGAUGACGGGAGCUGCCGGCAGAUCAAGGUGUCGGAUCGGGACGAGGACGAGGAUGGCUUUGUCAUACCGAUCUGGUUUACGCCGACGCUACAGAUGUGGAGUCGGCGAGCGAGUUGAUUUGUGCUUCGGAAUGAAAUGGUUUGGCAGAAGGUA